UGACAGGCACGUGAGCUGCUGACGUCAUCAGGAGUCAGGGAGACAACAUGGCGGCGGACUCGGUGCAGAAGGUUCUGUCUGAACAUGAAGGCGUCUUCAUUCAUCCCAGCAGUGAGGAAGAUGCCAUCGAGCUGGAUUUACUUGUCUCAGGGUCACUUCGAAUUGUUGACAAGGAUGGAGACGUCUUGGUGGAGUACAGACCGUUGGAAGAAGCUGUGGACCCGUCCAACAUGCUGUGUGCUGGAAAGGACUCCAGCUCAGUGAUGGAGUGGGCUCAGUGUUCGGGGGAGCGGUGUCACAAGCAGUUGGAAACUCAGCAGAGCUACGAGACGGAGUGGGACAUGGUCAAUGCUGCGUCGUUCAGGAGGAAACCCUGCGCCAACGGAGAAGGCUCUCUAAACCACAGCAAUGAGAGGAGCAGGGGUGCGUUCAGCUUCAGUGUCGGUGACCUCAGCUCCAUCACAGUGAAGGAUGAAGGUUGGACGUUCCUCAUCUUCAAACUGAAGGAGUCCUCCCCGCCCCUCCCUGCUCUGCACUUCCACCAAGGUGGCAGCAGAGAGUUCCUGGACAGCUUGGGGAGAUUCGCACUGCUCAGCGUCGCUCCAGAUGAUGAUGCGUGUCUGCUGGUCAGCACGACAAACAAGGCUCUGUCUCAGUCCUUCGAGAACCUUCUGGAAGACAACAACUUCGGCCUUGUUAACAAGUUCAGAAAAGACCCAUACGUGACCACGCUGGGCGGCUUCUCCAAAGUCACCAACUACAUAUUUGAUGCUUUCCGGGGGACAGAGGAGCAGCACCAGCGCCCCCCAGAGGAGGUGGCUGACCUGCUGGGUGAAGUCAUCCCAGGACUGGAGAUCAACCAGCAGGAGGAGCCAGGCUUCGAGGUCAUCACCAGGAUCGACCUGGGAUCGAGGCCCCUGGUUACGAGGAGCGAGCCGAUGUCUGUGGAGGACUGGACCAAACACCAGGACCCAGAGGGGAGGAUGAUCCGGAUCUUUCACCUCAAACAAGUCAUCUUCAAAGGGGGGCUGUGUCACGCCGUGAGGAAGGAGGCCUGGAAGUUUCUGUUGGGGUAUUUUCCCUGGAACAGCACUCAGGACGAGAGGAAAGCUCUGCAGAGACUCAAGACUGACGAAUACUUCAGGAUGAAGCUGCAGUGGAAGUCGGUCAGUGAGGAGCAGGAGAGGAGGAACUCCAGACUCAGAGACUACAGGAGUCUGAUCGAGAAAGACGUGAACAGAACCGACAGAACCAACAGGUUCUACGAGGGCAUCGAUAACCCCGGCCUGGUACUCCUCAACGACAUCCUGAUGACGUACUGCAUGUACGACUUCGACCUCGGUUACGUUCAGGGGAUGAGUGACCUGCUCUCCCCGAUUCUCUUUGUGAUGGAGAACGAGGUCGACGCCUUCUGGUGUUUUGUCUCCUUCAUGGAUCAAAUGCAUCAGAACUUUGAGGAGCAGAUGCAGGGCAUGAAGACGCAGCUGCUUCAGCUCAGUUCUCUGCUCAGACUGUUGGACUUGUCUUUCUGGAAUUACCUCGAGUGUCAGGACUCAGGUUACCUGUAUUUCUGUUUCCGCUGGUUGUUGAUCAGAUUUAAGCGGGAGCUCAGUUUCCAGGACGUCCUGCGGCUGUGGGAGGUGAUGUGGACGGGUCUGCCCUGUCAAAACUUCCACCUGCUCGUCUGCUGUGCCAUCCUGGACUCCGAGAAACAGAAGAUCAUGGAGGAGAAGUACGGCUUCAAUGAAAUCCUCAAGCACAUUAACGAACUUUCAAUGAAGCUGGACAUUGAAGAGAUUCUUCAGAAAGCCGAGGGCAUCAGUCUGCAGAUGAGGAGCUGUAAGGACUUACCCGACUCGGUCAGAAACAUUCUGGGCUUUGAGGCGAACGUCAGUGGCUCUGACCCGACGAACGCUGCUCCUCCUCCUGCGGUUUCCAGAGCGGCGCAGCGACAGGACGCCUGCUCCACCCUCCACACACACCUGCGAGAGACGAGCUCUCACAACAGCUGCAAAGUGGCCUUUAUAUCGUAGUUAACAGCAGAGACUGAUUCAGCAUCAGCAACGCCCCCUUCAGAAUGUUCAAGGAUUUAAAAUGAUUCAGAAGCUUAUUUUUCUACCAUGUUCUACCUGAGUGUCUCAAACAGUCGCUCAGUUAUUCCUCCUGAUUUUUAUAGAGGGGGGGGGGCUUUUCACACCUGCUGGUGUCAUCUCAAGAGUUUAGGUGUGAAACAUGGAGGACUCGCCUGAGAUCAGACACUUGUGUGAUCCGACCUCUGACCUCAACAGCUCAUCAAGAAUCAAAGUAUUUUUACUCUGUUUCACAGACUCUGAUGAUCAGAGUCAACACUGUUCAUUGAUUUUAUAUUGAUUUAUAAUCAGUAAAAUCUUGUUUCAUUGGAAAGAUACGAACACAGAACCUGUCUCUCUGUCUCUCUGUCUCUCUCUCUCGCCCUCUCGCCCCGUUCACACCUGGUAUUAACAUGUUAUGCAUCUCCUUUGAUCUCACUUCCUGCUCUAAAUGCAAAUGAACACGUUAUUUGUGUUGUUUAGAUCCAGUGUGUUCCUGUACUUAUACCUUUGUGAGGACCAUUUUAAGCAUAGACCCACAGAGUGAGGACAUUUAGUCUGGUCCUCACUUCUUCAAAGGACUGUUUGAGGGUUAAGACUUGGUUUUAGAGUUUAGUUGUGAUGGUUAGGGAAUGUGUUAUGUCAUUGAGUGUCCUCACUAAGAAGUACAAACACGUCUGUUUGACGAGUCAGCAGAGUGUGAAUCUGAACAAAGAUGUGACCUGUUUAAUAAACUAUGGAUCAUUAUCAGCUGAUCAGUGUUGAUGUGUCGUUGGAUACAAACAAAUCAAAGAGAAGAGAAACAAUAUGUUUGAUUCGUAGUGAAACUGAGGCUCAGAGACGUCCUUCAUGUGUCCCAGGACGUCCUUCAUGUGUCCCAGGACGUCCUUCAUCUGUCCCAGGACGGACUCAGGUUCACACUGAUAACAGAACGUGGUCACGUGGCUCAGACUCUGAAUGUGGUCUGGAGGGAUCAGAUCUAUAUCUGAUCUGAGUGUGUCCACACCUGAACUUAGAGCUGUGAUCGGAUCAUGUUAAUACCACAUGUUAAUACCAGGUGUGAACGGCCGCUGUGCUGAACCGACCAAUCAGACUUGUGUGUGUGAUGUGAACUGAACCAGCUCAUAUAUUUACUUACAGGAACACUGAGGCAUUGUGGGAAAUAAUCUGUUCUUUUACUGGUAGUGAUAUCAGACGUCUCUGUGUGUUCUUAGUACUAAAGGAACACAUGUGGUUACCGUGGUAACAAGAGGUGGUAACAUCUCGGUAACGUGACAUCUCCAGUAAGAAAAUAAAUGUUUCCUAAAAGUGUCGCUUUAAGCCAGUCGUCUUUAUUGAAACAAAGUGAAAAUAUAAAGUUUGUUCAAUGAUCAGAGUGUGAAACUGAUAAAUCUUUGAUUUGAUUGUGACGGCUUUGUUUUUUUUUUCAGGUUUAAAUUUGUGAUUUCAGCUAGUUUGAUGUAAUGGAUCGAAAUCUGAGCAAUAAAAUGAUUUCAGAAUUUCA
This is a messenger RNA of Hippoglossus stenolepis (Pacific halibut), 3573 nucleotides long. RefSeq names its product TBC1 domain family, member 15 (gene tbc1d15). Gene Ontology annotation, molecular function: GTPase activator activity. Gene Ontology annotation, biological process: activation of GTPase activity. The transcript has 17 exons. The record is from RefSeq and is a predicted model, not a curated record. Lineage: Eukaryota; Metazoa; Chordata; Actinopteri; Pleuronectiformes; Pleuronectidae. The coding region runs from base 48 to 2033 and encodes 661 amino acids.